AUGUAUUUUGGAAGGCGGCUUACUUCUGGUCGACGACUUUUGGAUCCACAAGAGCACGCGGUUGUCGUAGAGCCCAUAUCGAUAGUGGAUGAUAUCGCUGAAGAUGAGGAAGAGGCUUACGAGGAAAUGGAUGAAGAAGAAGACGAUGAUUGUCCAACAUCAAGCGUCACAGUCCCGAUGAUGCCAUGCACAGAGGUUGAAGCUCCAGGUAGAUACAUUAUGGAAUAACA
Messenger RNA from Cylicostephanus goldi, 230 nucleotides. The record is from the annotation of a GenBank genome assembly. NCBI's taxonomy places the organism in Eukaryota, Metazoa, Nematoda, Chromadorea, Rhabditida, Strongylidae.